UGCACUGUGGGUAGGCGGCGCGGCAGCGCUGAGGAGCCCACAGCCGAAGGCAGCGGUGGCGGCGGCGGCAGAGGGAGGGUGCGCUCCGAAGAUGGCUGAGAAGCAGAAGCACGACGGGCGGGUGAAAAUUGGACACUACGUGCUGGGAGACACACUGGGAGUCGGCACCUUCGGCAAAGUGAAGAUUGGCGAACAUCAGUUGACAGGCCAUAAAGUGGCAGUUAAAAUCUUAAAUAGACAGAAGAUUCGCAGUUUAGAUGUUGUUGGAAAAAUAAAACGAGAAAUUCAAAAUCUAAAACUCUUUCGUCAUCCUCAUAUUAUCAAACUAUACCAGGUGAUCAGCACUCCAACAGAUUUUUUUAUGGUAAUGGAAUAUGUGUCUGGUGGUGAAUUAUUUGACUACAUCUGUAAACAUGGACGGGUUGAAGAGAUGGAAGCUAGGCGGCUCUUUCAGCAGAUCUUGUCUGGUGUGGAUUACUGUCACAGGCAUAUGGUUGUUCACCGAGACCUGAAACCGGAGAAUGUGCUGUUGGAUGCACACAUGAAUGCCAAGAUAGCUGAUUUUGGAUUAUCUAAUAUGAUGUCAGAUGGUGAAUUUCUGCGAACUAGUUGUGGAUCUCCAAAUUAUGCAGCACCUGAAGUAAUCUCAGGCAGAUUGUAUGCAGGUCCUGAAGUUGAUAUCUGGAGUUGUGGUGUUAUUUUGUAUGCUCUUCUUUGUGGCACCCUCCCAUUUGAUGAUGAACAUGUACCUACGUUAUUUAAGAAGAUCCGAGGGGGUGUUUUUUAUAUCCCAGAAUAUCUCAAUCGUUCUGUCGCCACUCUCCUGAUGCAUAUGCUACAGGUUGACCCCCUGAAACGAGCGACUAUCAAAGACAUAAGAGAGCAUGAAUGGUUUAAACAAGAUUUGCCCAGUUACUUAUUUCCUGAAGACCCCUCGUACGAUGCUAAUGUCAUUGAUGAUGAGGCUGUGAAAGAAGUAUGUGAAAAAUUUGAAUGUACAGAAUCAGAAGUAAUGAACAGUUUAUAUAGUGGUGACCCUCAAGACCAGCUUGCAGUGGCUUAUCAUCUUAUCAUUGACAAUCGAAGAAUAAUGAACCAAGCCAGUGAGUUCUACCUCGCCUCUAGUCCCCCCACUGGUUCUUUCAUGGAUGAUAGUGCCCUGCCUGUUCCUCCAGGCCUGAAACCUCAUCCAGAACGGAUGCCACCUCUCAUAGCAGAUAGCCCCAAAGCAAGGUGUCCGUUGGAUGCACUGAAUACAACCAAGCCCAAAUCUUUAGCUGUAAAGAAAGCCAAAUGGCAUCUUGGAAUCCGAAGUCAAAGCAAACCAUAUGACAUUAUGGCUGAAGUUUACCGAGCUAUGAAGCAGCUGGAUUUUGAAUGGAAGGUAGUGAAUGCAUACCAUCUUCGUGUAAGGAGAAAAAACCCAGUGACUGGCAAUUAUGUGAAAAUGAGCUUACAGCUCUACCUGGUUGACAACAGAAGCUAUCUCUUGGACUUUAAAAGCAUUGAUGAUGAGGUGGUAGAACAGAGGUCUGGUUCCUCAACACCUCAGCGUUCCUGUUCUGCUGCUGGCUUACACAGACCAAGAUCAAGUUUUGAUUCUGUAACUACUGAGAGCCACUCACUCUCUGGCUCCCUCACUGGCUCCUUGACUGGAAGUACAUUGUCUUCGGUUACACCUCGCCUGGGCAGUCACACCAUGGAUUUUUUUGAAAUGUGUGCCAGUCUGAUCACUACUUUAGCCCGUUGAUGAUCUUUCCCUAGUUUAUAUAUUUCUUCUAUUGCACUGUGAAAAAUCACAUAUAUUCUUUAAAUUAUUUUACUUGUGCGUAUCACAUACUCUAAAAUGCUGAUUGACAAGAAUAUUGCCAGGGGACACUCAAUGCCAUUGAAAUUACUGAAAACAGAAAAGUCUGACAUUUUAUUUACUUGUAGAAAUCUGUAAUUCUGUUUUGUCUGUGAUAAAUUCCCAUAGGCAAUAUCUUUAAUAAGUCAACAUUGAUGAUUGUUAAUUAAAACUAUUACAGUCCACUACACAUGAUUAAUACACCUUAACUGGUGAACCAUCUCAAUCAAGGGGUGUUUGGGCAGCUCCUUCUUGCUUUACUCUUUGGUGUAGGUAAAUCCAGUUUACAAAUUCCUAAAAAUUUCAGUGGUCUUUAAGCUAUGCUUAUGCACCCAAUUCUUUUGCACAAGAAUAUUUUUUUAAAAAAACAACCAUUAGUAAAAUACUUUUUAAAUGUUGAAAUCUUAAAAGCCUGCUCCCCCAAAAUUUUAGCAGCCAAGUUCUAGCAAUUUUUGCCUAGUGUUAAACAGAAUGGCUGUGGUCCUGAAACAGGUAACCAUGAUUCCCUGGUUCCUUAAAAAUAACUGUAACCAAGUAGAGGUUUUAUUUUGACAUUUUCAUGAACAUGAAUAAUAUACUAAUUUUAAGAGUCUUCAAGGUCCUACUCAGUAUUGGAAUAUCUGUCAUCGCAACAACUUUUGUCAUAAACUUAUAUCAUUUUAAAACAUGCCUUCAAAAUCUAUUUUUCUCAAAUUCUUUUUGGCUCUAUUUAUUUUUAUACUUUACCUAGCAUUAUAAAAUUGACAGUUACAUGAAACAAAGCAAAAUAUCAACAGUCCCUUAAAAGGGAAUUCUCUGUCUCUUAUUGAGUGUAGUGGCAGUGUGUGUGCGCGCGCGUGUGUGUGCAUGUGCACGUGUAUGAAAUGUUAAUUCUUCAUCUGAAGUUUAA
Molecule: messenger RNA, 2735 nt
Organism: Pteronotus mesoamericanus
Lineage: Eukaryota; Metazoa; Chordata; Mammalia; Chiroptera; Mormoopidae
Gene: PRKAA2
Product: protein kinase AMP-activated catalytic subunit alpha 2
Exons: 9
Coding region: 92-1750 (552 amino acids)
Biological process (GO): protein phosphorylation; intracellular signal transduction
Cellular component (GO): cytoplasm
Molecular function (GO): AMP-activated protein kinase activity; ATP binding
Source: RefSeq, a predicted model, not a curated record